UUUCCUCAUGUCAGUUGAGCCUAUCCCUCUGUGCGCGUGUGCCGGUGAGGUGAUGUCCGUAUGCAAGCUGUAUGCGAAAUUAAGAAGACUGUGGACCUCAAACUGUGAAAUAACUGUCAGUCAAACUGAGCUCAACACCACCACCUAGAGGUCAGCCGUCUAAUGCCCCACCGGAGAAGUUGGAAGGGGAUUAGUUUUGAUCCUGCCACACCUACCCACUAGACACACUGGAAUUACCUUUAAAGAUUCAGUGAUCGCUCAAACUAGGGCUGGGAGUGAGAAAAGUGAAGGUGUCAAUCUUUUCGCCUCCUACCCCUCCCUUUGUGUCCUUCCCAUCAUGCUGUGCGCAAGGACUCCACAGUAGAUCUUCACACCAGAUCAGGACAACCUCCGCAAGAGCUGCAGCAGUGAACCAUGGAGGCGUCCCGCGCGGCGUACAUCGCAGCGUCCCCCACGGCUGCCCCCGCGACCUCGUCGUGCCCUCACAUGCUGCGCUUCUUCAGCGAGUACCAGAACAACCUGGUGAUCGUGGCGCACUACAACUACACGGGCAAGCUGAAGCAGGACAAGUACAAGGACGGCCUGAAGCCCGAGGCCAUCGCCUUCCUGCUGGUGUGCCUGCUAAUCGUGCUGGAGAACGCCGUGGUGCUGGCGGCGAUCUGGAAGAAUAAGAAGUUCCACCUGCCCAUGUACUACCUGCUGGGCAACCUGACGUUCUCCGACCUGCUGGCGGGCUUCACCUACAUGGUGAACAUCGUGAUGUCGGGGCCCAACACGCUCAAGCUCACGCCGCUGCUGUGGUUCCUGCGCGAGGGCGGCGUCUUCAUCACGCUGGCCGCCUCCGUAAUCAGCCUGCUGGCCAUCGCCAUCGAGCGGCACGUGACCAUGGCGCGCUUGAAGCCGUACCAGGGCGCCAAGCGGGGCCGCAUGUUCGCGCUGAUCGGGGCCAGCUGGGCGCUGUCGGUGCUGCUGGGCGUGCUGCCUAUUAUGGGAUGGAACUGCAUGGGCCGGCUGGAGCAGUGCUCCACCGUCCUGCCGCUCUACGCCAAGAGCUACAUCCUGUUCUGCGUGACCGUCUUCUCGGCCGUGCUGCUGGCCAUCGCCGCGCUCUACGGGCGCAUCUUCCGCGUGGUCAAGUCUAGCACGCGCCGGCUGGGCGGCAGCCUGCGCAAGAAGAGCCCGUCCGUGCGCCGCUCCCAGAAGUACAUGGCGCUGCUCAAGACGGUCACCAUCGUGCUGGGCGUUUUCGUGGCCUGCUGGCUGCCGCUCUUCGUGCUGCUGGUGCUGGACUUUGUGUGCCCGGCGCGGGGCUGCCGCGUGCUCCUCAAGGCCGACUACUUCCUGGGCGUGGCCAUGGUCAACUCGCUGCUCAACCCGGUCAUCUACACGCUGACCAGCAAGGACAUGCGGCGGGCCAUCCUGCGGCUGCUCUGCCGCCGCUGCCUGAUGACCAAGGACGGCCGGGUCAAGAAGCUGGCCAUGCCCUUCCUGGAGUGCAGCUUCAGCAAGACGGACGUGGCCUCGCACCGCUUGGAGGGCAUGGAGACCACCAUCUCGUCAGGGAACGUCACGCCCUCACCCAUUAAGGCCAUCCACCCCAAGCUCUUCAUCAGCAAGUCCUAAAGAGAGGGGGCUCAGUCUCCCCUCUAGGGCAGAAGACUGUUCCUUAAUAAGUCCUAAAGAGAAGGGGACUCAGUCUUCUCUCAAGGGCAGAAGUGUUCAGUUUGGCUGGUGCACCUGACUAAGACCGUGUUUGCACCAUGCCAGUGCAAGAAUGCAGAGCAGAGCAGCUCUGCAUGGCCUCCAAGGUGAUGCCAUUUUAGAGGCAAUCUGUCACAUGUACUCUAGCAACUGAAGAAAGAGCAGGGAAAGAAAUCACUUCCUUUUGGAGUUUUUUUUUACAAACUGAUGAAAUACCACUUUACCUGAUGACAGAGUAAUGUCAUUAUAGAGCAUGGACUGAGACAGAGAAAAUUAUACUUUUUUACAUGGACAACUUAUGCCUUAUUCUGCAUUUCAUGUUUGCACUAAACCUCUUAUCUCUAACGUCAAGACUUUUUACCCUCUCUUCCUGUAAAUGAGUUAGUCUUCCUCUACAAACGACCCUUUCUCUUCAUUUCUCGUGCUUUGUAUUUUUCUCAAGACGGAGCUUUGAUUACGUUCUUGAAUAUGUGGUACCCCUGGACGUCGCUGGCUCGAUGUCCCGGGCCACAGCAGACUGUGGUUGUAGAUAACCUACUGUGACAGACUGUGAAGUGAAUUCCUCGGCAGCGGUUUGCACACAGUCGGCCGCUCAUUGGACACAAAGGCAGGAACUGUGUGGCGGAGUGAAAACGUUCCGCCACGGGCGCCCUCGCCUCGCAGCUCUGCCCAGACAGGCACUGUGGACGCAAGCAGCAGUGGAGUUUCGGAAGAGUGGCGAGGGCUUGAUAGCACAAGUGUGAUUUUAAAAAAAAAAUAAAAAAUCUAAUUGUGCCUUUCACAAUGCAUGGUCUACUUUUUUCAGAAAGCGUACAUUUCAAAAAGCAUAAAUUUCAUUGUGUUGUAAGAGGAUUGAUCAGUUGCUUGUAGAGCUCCUCAAAAGACGUUAAGACCACAGUUUGUAACAGUCUGGCUUAACUGAAUUGAACAUAGAUGGAAAAAAUGUUGUAUUGGCAGGUUUCAAAUGUAGUAAUUAGAUUUAUUGCCACCACUGCAUAAACAAAGACGGUAGAUGGUAUUUAUCAUAAUAAUAAGAAAGUGUGCACAUCUAUAAAGGAACAAAUAUAUAUUGGGCCAACAAAUUCUUGCCAUUUUAAAAUAUUACCCUAGACUCGUGGUAUAGUUCAAAAACAGUUUAUGAAAGUAGUUCUGGUUUGUCUUCCAAUGGAUCUAAAUGCAUUGUGGCUUUAAUGCAAAUUCUCUGUGAAAGAUAUUAUUUCAUAUUAAUUGUGUGUAUAUGUAUUAUAUUUUUUUUGAAUAAAAGAAUGUCAUAACAUUUUUUGAUACAGUUGACC
Molecule: messenger RNA, 2996 nt
Organism: Alosa alosa (allis shad)
Lineage: Eukaryota; Metazoa; Chordata; Actinopteri; Clupeiformes; Clupeidae
Gene: s1pr5b
Product: sphingosine-1-phosphate receptor 5b
Exons: 2
Coding region: 415-1623 (402 amino acids)
Biological process (GO): G protein-coupled receptor signaling pathway
Cellular component (GO): membrane
Molecular function (GO): sphingosine-1-phosphate receptor activity
Source: RefSeq, a predicted model, not a curated record